Molecule: messenger RNA, 920 nt
Organism: Stegastes partitus (bicolor damselfish)
Lineage: Eukaryota; Metazoa; Chordata; Actinopteri; Pomacentridae
Product: adipocyte plasma membrane-associated protein-like
Exons: 2
Coding region: 244-588 (114 amino acids)
Source: RefSeq, a predicted model, not a curated record
GACUGUCUGCUGUGAUGAAGCCUGUAGUUCCGGACUCCGCCAGCAGGAGGCGCGGGGCGGGGAGGCGCUCUGCGGAGCAGCCGCCGACGGACCAGCAAAGAAGAAGAAGAAGCGGCGUCUCCCGGGACGAUGGUCGCUGCUGUGUCCGCUUCAGGCGCUCUGGUCCCGGAUAAACCUCCACACACUGACCCGCUGCAGCGCCGAACCCAGAACCGAACCGAGCAUAACUGAUCCGAGUCCAGCAUGAACGAAGCGGCGGGUCUCCGGUUCCGGAGGCUGCACAGACCGACGGUGAUCACCGACGAGCUGCCGGAGCUGCGAUACAAGGGAGCCGGAACCUACAGCAGUAAAGUGUUCCAGGUGACGCUGGUGUCGCUGGGCGGCUUCCUGCUGCUUCCUCUCCUCGUCAUCAUCCUCAUCCUCGAGUCUCCCAUUCAGCCCGAAGUCUUCAGGUCAGCAGCGUGUCCUAGUCGGGCUCUCCAGGUUCUGAACGUGGCCGCUGAAAUACAUUCAGCACAAACACAGAAAGCAGUUUGUGUCCCUGAAGAUAAAACACGUCCCAGCUCUGAGCAGAACACCAAGACGUGAUGGUUGAUCUUCUCCAGCAGCAGAUUGAUUCUAAAAAUAGAUCCAGACAAAAACAAGAUAACGUUGAAUCAGUCAACGAUGAAGUCACAGCAUCCACAGAAAAGAGCUGUUUAUGAACGUAAACGGUAAAGUUGAGAAAAAAAUGAUAAUGACCAGGACCAUAGGAGACGACCUGAAGAUGAGCAUCGUGUUUAAAACGAGGUCGUCACCGUGAGAGGAAAAGUCCAUAAAUGUAGAAUUAUAAGUUUUAUUAUUUACAGACUGUUUUUGCCAAAUGCAGGCAAAAGUCUGAACAAAGAGACGAAGAAAGUCUGAGAUAAAAAUACACAAAC